Molecule: messenger RNA, 3852 nt
Organism: Fragaria vesca subsp. vesca
Lineage: Eukaryota; Viridiplantae; Streptophyta; Magnoliopsida; Rosales; Rosaceae
Product: DNA repair protein REV1-like
Exons: 25
Coding region: 117-3431 (1104 amino acids)
Biological process (GO): error-prone translesion synthesis; error-free translesion synthesis
Cellular component (GO): nucleus
Molecular function (GO): damaged DNA binding; deoxycytidyl transferase activity; DNA-directed DNA polymerase activity
Source: RefSeq, a predicted model, not a curated record
GUGGGUCAAGGUUUACAAUAGAAUAAGCCAAGUUACAAUGGUCCAGGACUGUGAAAGAAGAAAUUAAGCAGGGCUAUGAGAGUCCAGUGUACCAAUUCUCUCUUGGGGCAAAAGAGAUGAGUUCGAAUUCCUCCAAAUCGUCUGGUUCAAAAUCAAAGCGAAGCUUCAAUUCCAACAAUUCCAGCAACAAGAAAACGAAGAGUAGCACCAAUCAGAAAAACCUAGGCGUCUCUUGGGGCGCCAAUUCUCUCUCCUCGUCUCGCUCCUCCUUCCAGGGAUCCCCAUUUCCCGAUUUCGGAAGUUACAUGGUGGAGAAGAACCGGAAACUUCAGAAUCAGUUUGAUACCGAAGCUUCGAGUUCUUUGAGUUCCGAGAAGAGUGUUUUUCGUGGGGUUUCGAUUUUUGUAGAUGGUUUCACGGUGCCUUCUAGUCAGGAACUGAGAGCCUACAUGUUGAAUUAUGGUGGGAGAUAUGAGAAUUACUUUUCGAGACGUCAUGUUACACAUAUCAUCUGCAGUAAUCUGCCUGACAGUAAAAUAAAAAAUCUGAGGUCUUUCAGCGGAGGGCUCCCAGUUGUGAAGCCUAACUGGAUUGUGGAUUCAGUUGCGGCUAACAAACUCUUGAGUUGGGUUCCUUACCAACUUGAACAGGUUGCCUGUAACCAACCAAGGUUGUCAGCCUUCUUUUCUCCAAAGAUAAUUCCGGACUCUGAUGAUGAUCUGAGAGAUUCAUAUGAUCAAGUAAAACCUGAAAGUGGGGAUAUGUCUUCAGUAGGACCCAGGUUAGAAGAUUGUAACAAGUCAGUAUGCAGAUCCACUGAACAUCGACUGGAAAGUAGUGGAGAAUUUGAUUAUAUGAUAUAUGAAAACACCAAUGAACAAUUUGGGAAGGAGUCGUAUACAGGUGAAAAUGAUUCUGAAAUUAAACAAGAAGAAUCGCCUACUUCAGAUGCAGAAGAUAUUGUCAGUACAAAGGAUGAACUUAAAUCUAGUACCCACCAGCACUCUGCUUCAGUGAGCAGCAACUGCUUACCAAGCUCAGAAAAUAUUGGGUCUAGUCGAAGUCAUUCAACUCUUGGGGAUCCCAAUUUUGUGGAAAAUUAUUUUAAGAGUUCCAGGCUGCACUUUAUAGGAACCUGGAGAAAUCGGUAUCGCAAGCGUUUUCCUAGUUCGUCUAAAGGGUUGGACAACAUAGAUUCUAACCAUUGUGCUCCUGAUAGUUCUCCGAAAACUCCCAUUAUACAUAUUGACAUGGACUGUUUUUUUGUGUCCGUGGUCAUCAGACAAUGCCCUGAACUUAAGGAUAGACCUGUAGCUGUUUGUCAUUCUGAUAAUCCAAAGGGCACUGCUGAAAUUUCAUCUGCAAACUAUCCGGCUCGAGAUUAUGGAGUGAGGGCUGGGAUGUUUGUCAGAGAUGCUAAGGCUCGUUGUCCACACCUUGUCAUUCUUCCUUAUAAUUUUGAAGCAUAUGAGGAGGUAGCUGAUCAGUUCUAUGACAUUCUGCAUAAGCACUGCAGAAAAGUACAAGCAGUAAGCUGUGAUGAAGCAUUUUUAGAUGUCACAUACUUGGAAGGGGUAGAUACAGAUAUGUUAGCGUCAACUGUAAGACGAGAGAUUUUUGAGACUACUGGAUGCAGUGCAAGUGCUGGCAUAGCUGGAAAUAUGCUCAUGGCUCGCCUUGCAACAAGAACUGCUAAACCAGAUGGUCAAUGCAACAUUCCACCCGAAAAGGUGGAUGAUUAUUUACAUGAACUUCCCAUCAAGACGCUUCCAGGAAUAGGGCACGUUUUAGAGGAGAAGUUGAAGAAGCGAAAUGUUUUGACGUGUGGACAGUUGCACACAAUUCCUAAGGAUUCUCUUCAAAAGGACUUCGGAAUAAAAACUGGGGAGAUGUUGUGGAAUCAUAGUAGAGGCAUAGAUAAUCGGCUAGUUGGGGUGAUUCAGGAGAGUAAAUCUAUUGGUGCUGAAGUGAAUUGGGGUGUGAGAUUCAGAGAUUUGAAAGAUAGUCAUCACUUCCUUUCAAAUCUUUGCAAGGAGGUUUCUUUACGCUUGCAAGGAUGUGCAGUGCAGGGCCGUACUUUUACCCUUAAGAUUAAGAAAAGAAGAAAAGAUGCACAGGAGCCCGUGAAGUAUAUGGGAUGUGGAGACUGUGAAAACUUGAGUCACUCUGUAACGGUUCCAGUUGCUACUGAUGAUGUUGAAGUGCUCCAGAGAAUAACAAAGCAGCUCUUUGGGCAUUUCUCUUUAGAUGUCAAGGAGAUUCGAGGUAUUGGUUUGCAAGUUUCCAAGCUUGAGAGCAUAGAUGCUUCAAAGCAAGGACUUGGAAAAAACUCUUUUAAAUCAUGGCUACAAUCUGCCAAAGCAAGUACAGAAGAACAAUCCAAUAUUUAUUCUAUAGAUGAUGGGGAGAAGAAGCAUGCAGGCCCGCUAUGCGAAACUUCACUUCAUAUUCAAGCUGCAGUAGACAAUCAUCGGUCUAGUGGUGAAACUUCUGCGAACCAGGUUUCAGCAGCACCACCUUUAUGUCAUCUUGAUUUAGGAGUUAUUGAAAGUCUUCCUCCAGAAAUUUUUACAGAAUUAAACGGGAUCUAUGCUGGCAAGUUGGUUGAUUUUGUUGCAAACAAUAAACGAGAAUUGAGUGCAACAGCAUCACAUGAACGAGUAGAUGGUACAAAUAACGGGAGUGAGAGACAUCUCUUCAAUGAUAUGCGUCUACGGGAUGAAAUUGUAUCAGAACCCAAGCAUACAGUCGUAGAAAAGCAAGCAAUGCCGUCUUCUGUGGGAGGGUCCUGUGAUGUGGCAGUUUUGACAUCAGAGCUUGGAAAUACUGAUAUUAUGCCUGCAUCUUUAAGUCAAGUAGAACCCUCGGUGUUGCAAGAAUUGCCUCAAGAACUGAGAGCUGACUUACUUGAGCAGCUUCCUGCACACAGGACAUCUGACUUGGCUUCAAGUGCUGCCUCGGUCUCUCUUGCUAAGAUACCUGGAGAAUCAAUUGGUUUGAGGGAAAAAAAUCUUUCUAGAUCAAAUGAUCUUGCAUUUAACAACAAUCUUUGGAUGGGAGAUCCUCCACAGUGGGUUGAAGAGUUCAAAGCCGGCAAAUGCAUGAUAUUAAAUAUUCUUGCUGAGAUGUAUGACAAAUCAGGGUCAAGGGGAACUUUAUCUGUAAUUCUGCGCAGUACUAUCAUGAAAUGUCAACACCCCCUAGAUUCAAGUUCUGACUGUUGGAUUCAAGCUGUAUAUAGCUUCUCUGAGCUUCUCAGGCAGUACGUUACUUUAAAGAUUGACUCAGAUCUUGAAGAGAUCUAUGUUUGUUUUCGGCUUCUGAGGAGGUUUACAACAAAGUCAAAGUUUUUCUUACAAGUAUACAGUGAUGUAUUUCCUUACCUUCAGGCAUCUUUCACUGAUAGCUAUGGAGGAAACUUGCAGAUUUAGAUUUAUGCUUCUUGUUAGUCUUCUCCUACUGACUGAUCUUUAAAACCCAAAGAGCAAUAUCUCUGGAAGGUGAAACGUGAGAUCCUAACAUUGAUCCCUGGUAGAUAGGAAGCAUUUUGGAGCACAACUUCUGGUAAAUUGUUCACUUGGCGGAGAUUCUUGUUCCUGCCAUGUCUAUGCUUGGAAAUGCAUAAUCAUGGCAAAUAUUGGGGAUGCACUUUUCAACCGUGCUAAAAUAAUUUGUGAAAGGUUCUCGAAGGUAAAUGAAUGGUAGAAAAGAAUUGGCCAUCAUUGAAGAGUAUACAUAUCCUGAAUCUGUGUGUGUUGGAAUCAAAUACGGUACUGAUCAAGGGAGGUGACAGGUGGUUCAGGAUACCAAAUCAGCAAGAGAACUCCUGGUAUGGCCAACAGGGGUCUCCAC